AUGGCCAAGCUCCAGAUCGCCACCGAUAGGAGUGCAGCGGGAGUGCUUGUGUCAGACGUGAAAGGCAGAGAUAUUAAAAUCGAUUCCUAUACAUUGUCAUUCCAUGGUCGUCUGCGGCUCAUCGAGGGUGCAGAAACUACGGACAGCGCUAUGUCUACCUUCCUCCAAUCCAUCGCAGAGCGCGACAUUGGGGGUUCCACCACACAUUCACAUCUACCUCCUCCGUUGAAACUCGAAAAACGCAUCAAAAAUCCCAGCAUCGCAGAUGAUGUUGAUGACGCCGCCGUGGAGGCCGCAUACGAGGAACUCGAGGAGAUGGAUCCAAAUACAUUUAAGACCAGAGAUAGCAGUAUCCUCCAUGGUCUUGGCUUCAGCCAGGCUCAGAUAUGA
Messenger RNA from Suillus subalutaceus, 390 nucleotides. RefSeq lists its product as uncharacterized. Bases 1 to 390 code for a protein of 129 amino acids. NCBI's taxonomy places the organism in Eukaryota, Fungi, Basidiomycota, Agaricomycetes, Boletales, Suillaceae. The record is from RefSeq and is a predicted model, not a curated record. The transcript is spliced from 4 exons.